CGUCUCCUGUGGGUGGAUGCAAGGGUACGCCUUGCAGUGUCCUUGAAGUUCUCAUCAAGAGCAAUUCUUGCGACAAGCAAUCUCCGGCCCACGUCUAUGUUGUCUGUACACGCCAGCUGGAGGGUAUAUAUAGAUUUAGGUGUUUCUGCGACGCAUGUAUCUAAACUUUUUCAGAUCUCAGAACUCUUUCUUGACAACCGUUCCUGGUGAAGGGAACCUCAGCCGCAGACCCCUUUCUCUCCUUAAGACACCGCCAUCCCUAUUUCUAUACUCUUCUCGUCUCUUUUUCUCUCCCUCUAUCCCUUCUCUGACCCGUUAAAAGAUAUAUACAUCGCUUUGCAUUCUAGAAUCUUGUCUUUCCUCUCUCUCCACGUAGAACCCCAUAGAAUUUAUUCUUUGCUGGAUUCCGAUUCUCACCGAUUCGCCUAGUUCCCUACUCGGAACUCUCCAACCUUUUUUCUUAGUACCAUACCAUCACAAUCUGAUGAGUUAAAAAACUUUUUCAAAUUCUGCACUUUUCACCAGCCUUUCAAUAAUCUAUAUAUAUAUUUCUAUUCUCAGGAUAUCCAGUAUAUCUUAAUCCCUGGUUGUCCUACUUGCUAUUGGUAUUGGUGGUUGGAAGUGGUGGAUGGUGCUAAUAGAUGGAUGCUUCGGGGGGAAGUCCGUUCUUGCAGGGCCGGCGGUCGGAGAGGUGCUUCGAAGAGAGCUUCCGGUCGACGGGGCCAGCGAUGCCCCGACCGAAUGAUGCGGCCGGGCAGCCGAGUCGCCGGCCGGCCGACACGGCUGACUUUGUGGACGAUGAUAGUUGGAUUACUGUCAUCCUGUCAGUUGUUAGGAUUGCUGCUUGCUUUCUGUCGAUGAUGGUUACCACCAUCGUGUGGGGUGUGAUCAUGCUGGUGUUGCUCCCUUGGCCAUAUGCUCGGAUCAGGCAGGGAAACUUGUAUGGUCAUGUUACCGGGCGGAUGCUGAUGUUGAUCUUAGGGAACCCGAUAACAAUAGAAGGUUCUGAAUUCUCUAACACAAGGGCCAUCUACAUCUGUAAUCAUGCAUCACUUAUAGACAUUGUUCUCAUCAUGUGGUUGAUUCCAAAGGGUACCGUUAUGAUCGCUAAAAAAGAGAUCAUUUGGUACCCACUCUUAGGGCAGAUUUUUGCACUGGCAAACCAUCUGCGAAUAGACCGGUCCAACCAAUCUACCGCCAUUGAGUCAAUUAAAGAGGUAGCUCGUGAAAUUGUCAAGAAAAACUUAUCGCUGAUCAUUUUUCCAGAGGGUACUCGAUCAAAAACAGGAAGGCUUCUUGCAUUUAAGAAGGGUUUUGUUCACAUAGCACUUCAGACCCGGUUGCCGAUAGUUCCAAUGGUGCUGACCAGUACUCAUCUAGCUUGGAGGAAGAACAGUUUGCGAGUCAGACCAACUCCUCUCACAGUGAAAUACCUCCCACCCAUAAAAACUGAUGAUUGGGAAGCAGAAAAGGUCAAUGAUUAUGUGGAAAUGGUACAUGCCUUGUACGUGGAUCACCUGCCGGAGUCUCAAAAACCUUUGGUAUCAAAUGGGAGGGAUGUCAGCAGCAGGUCAAGUUCAUAAGAGUAGGUCUCCUCGUGUAUUAUCUUGGUUAUUAUAUGUAAAUUGUUUCAGAAAUUUGUUUAUGCCUUUCCGUUUUUCCAAGUACCAUCAGGUGGAUUAGAGAAACUUGGAUGCUUCAUAAUGUGUAUGGUAGAUCAAUUGGCAGCCAGCAGCACGGUUCAAAGCUUUCAUUUGAAAGUAGGUUAUGUUAUGCUCUCAUGGUAACAGAGUAGCUGACUUCUUAGGGUGGAUUAGUUCCACGGCACAAGAUAAGCAUAUCGGACUUGGUAUAAUUGCUGUUCCAGAAUGACUCAAGUCAUCUUUUCUGAAAAUAAAAGAUCAAUUGCCAUCAUGCGGUCGGUCUGGCUAAAGAUGACUACCCUCCUUGUGCCUGACUUGCUUGCGUUUCACCAGAGCUCCGUGCAGAUGUUCGAUCUUCUGUGCCAUUAUAUGUCAGGCAUUCUCAUUCAUGGCGUAGCCACAAACUUACCAUGAUGUCUUGUCUCAGCUAUAGAGCCAGCUUUGUAAAUCGUAAUGUGCCAAUCUGUGUUGUUGAAAUCUUGUAAGCUUUUUAUAAUUCUGAUCAAUGUCUCAGGAUGCAGAUUAAACAUAUGGUAUUCCUGCUGACAGCUUUUUCAGCACAAAUAACAUUAGCUUUUCUUCA
Messenger RNA from Phoenix dactylifera (date palm), 2226 nucleotides. The record is from RefSeq and is a predicted model, not a curated record. NCBI's taxonomy places the organism in Eukaryota, Viridiplantae, Streptophyta, Magnoliopsida, Arecales, Arecaceae.